AUGAUUCACUCUGCCUCCUCGUCUUGCGCCGAUUCCUGGAGCACGGAGUACGUCGACCGAGAUGAUGUUGAGAUGGACAACAGCUGGGAGCAAGGCUCGGACGACAUUCUCACAAUCCCGAAGCUGGAACCCAUCGAAGAUGACAUCAAUAUGGACGACCUCAAAGCUGCCCCCCUUGCAUCAGCUUCCAUCGAAUCCGCAAGCACCGAUCCGAAGCCGAAACGGCCACGAGGACGACCAAGAAAGCACCCCCUGGCAACCGCUGUAAGCACAAGUAAAGUUACGAAAGGUCGAUCGAAGACUGGUUGCAUUACUUGCCGUAAACGCAAGAAGAAGUGUGAUGAAGCUAAACCACGAUGCAUGAAUUGUGAGAAGAACGCUGUCGUCUGCGAGGGUUAUCAUGAGAAACAGAUAUGGAAAAGUGGCAAAGAAAAGACCGAAGAAGCGCUUGCGCCAGAAGUCAUUGCCAGUGAUCACCAUGCAGCCUAUAUUUCAUGGCGUGGAAACAGUGGAGGACAAGGUAUUCUGGAAACACUACGUUACCAAUCUGAGCAAUAUCCUAACCGUCGAAGGCGAGGCAAAGAAUGCUUUCAAGGACAUCAUUCUUCACCUUGCCAAUCAACAUCAAGGGCUGAUGCACUCUAUUUUGGCUGUCAGCAGCAAACAUAUUGACUGGGACACUCCAUAUGGUGCCAAGCUCUUAGCAGAUCAUCCCCAAUCAAACAGAGAAGCAUUGCAACAACGAGCAGAUUAUCACCACGACGAAUCCAUGAAACGACUCUACGAGGAUAUGGGUCGACCCUUGAAUAAAGAUGAUCCCGAGUAUAAGACUAUUCUAUCUGCACGAUAUGGACAGAUGCUCUGUUUGCUUCUUCAGACCAGAGCAGAUGGAAACCCUCGAGGUGAACACCGAGUUCACCUUCAAGCUUAUCAGACUUUGAUUCAACAUUCACCUCCUGAGGACCCAGUAUUCUAUAGUUUCAUUACCGAGUUCUUUCAGUACCAUAUCUUUGCCGACGAUCUCUUCUGGCAUCCCGAAAACAUGACAGCCCGAUUAUCAUCAGAAGACUGGGAGCCUGCCGACCCAAUCCAACCACCUCGAUUAUUGGGUGUCAGCGAUGGUCUCUUCCAGUACCUUUCCCAGAUCACGACCAUUCGAAAUACGAUCCGAGCCAAUAUAGCAGCUGCCGUAGACCCAGUCGUGGACUAUACCAGCUUAUACCAGGCUGCUGAAAUAGAUGCAGCCAUCCGUGAGUGGACGCCGAAUUGGCCAUGGGGCGACAGUCGUGAUCGAGUCGGGCUCCUUUACAAGCAAAUGAUGUGGGUAUAUCUUUUCCGGACUAUCUACCCACCUUCGGUCUCCUCGAUGCGCCGUUCGACGUUUAGCACAUUACCGAUUGCAGCUUCAGCUUCGGUUGCGCGUCCACCACCACCGCCACUCAGACGGGCCUCCAUGAUGGCCACAGUAUCAGGGGCCAAUGGAACCACCGGGGUUUCAGACGUUCACGUGGCUAGCAGCUGUCCAACAUCACGCAAUCCUUCAAGAACCAGUUCCAUGCACGAACAGGACUCAUCAUGUCAAGAGAGAGCAUCUUCACCACCACCAACCCGAAGACCGGCGUAUCACGAUCGCCGUAUCACCCUUGCUGUCGAAGAGUCGCUAUCCCUUCUAGAGUCUUUCAAGCCUUCCGACCCUUCCCAGACCUUGCUCCUGAUACCUUGCCUCAUUAUUGGCACCGCCUGCUUCGAAAAGGCUCAACAAGAACGUGUCCGCAAAGCUGUUAGGGCUGUUCGCGGCUACACAGGUCUUCGUAACUGUGAGCGUGUCAUGGAACUGCUUGAAAAAGUAUGGGCCUUGAUGGAACAAGGUGACUGGAUCUCUGUAUGGGACUGGCAGGGCAUCGCCCGUCGGAUGCGACUGGACUUUACCUGUGCCUGA
Fusarium graminearum PH-1 is the source of this 1939-nucleotide messenger RNA. RefSeq lists its product as uncharacterized. Gene Ontology annotation, biological process: positive regulation of transcription by RNA polymerase II. The record is from RefSeq and is a predicted model, not a curated record. The transcript has 4 exons. Gene Ontology annotation, cellular component: nucleus. Gene Ontology annotation, molecular function: DNA-binding transcription factor activity; transcription cis-regulatory region binding. Lineage: Eukaryota; Fungi; Ascomycota; Sordariomycetes; Hypocreales; Nectriaceae.